Leptopilina heterotoma is the source of this 2646-nucleotide messenger RNA. RefSeq lists its product as uncharacterized. Bases 1 to 2646 code for a protein of 881 amino acids. The record is from RefSeq and is a predicted model, not a curated record. Lineage: Eukaryota; Metazoa; Arthropoda; Insecta; Hymenoptera; Figitidae. The transcript has 4 exons.
AUGGGAAUUUGGUUUGAUAUUGUAUGGGGGGUGGAAAGCAAACGGAAAGAAGGAGAUUGGAAUGCGAGAACGGGGGAGGAAUUGGGAGGAUGUGAAUGGGAUAGACUAGAUCCUUACAGGGGGUACACUAGAGAUCGGAAAUCUAAGGAUAAGGUUCUUAAUGCUGAAGGCAAAAAACUUUUGGAAAUUUGUGAAGAACAAGGUUUAAGAAUUUUGAAUGGUAGAAUAGAAGGAGAUACAGAAGGAAAUUGGACGUGUAUCUGUGGAGAGGGGGGAUCGGUUUUGGACUAUAUAAUAGUAAUGGAAAACAGUGAUGAAUGUCCAGUAAAGAAAUUGGAAGUUGAACCUAGAAUUGAAUCGGACCACUUUCCAAUUUGCUUUAACUUAGAAUUAGAGGGUAAAUUAGUUACAGUAGACCAGAAGGAUAGGGUUAGGAAACAAAGGAGAAACAUUCUCAAGUGGGAAAAAGAAAAAGAAGAAGAAUAUAGAAGGGAAAUGGAGAACUUAUGGGACGAGGGGGAAAAAAGCGAAAUCUGGGAAGAUAGAUGGAAUAAUUUUAAACAAAGCAUAUGGAAAGCUGCGGAAUUAGUAGGGCUUAUAAGAAAGGAAAGUAAUGGAAAUUUUACAGUAAAAACAGGUUUCGAUAAGGAUUGCGUAGAACAGAGAUCGAAAGGAUUAUUAAAUGGGAAUAAUGAAAAUAUAAAUGAAACAACUAGGGAAAAUGCAACAGGGAAUAAUAAUUCAGAAAAUAGAGAAGUAGGUUCAAGCAUAGAAACAGACAAUGACGAGGAUGACAACGACUUAAAUGCAGAUAUAUCUUUCGAUGAAUUAGCUAAAUGUAUCAUGAGAAUGAAAAAAGGGACAGCUCCUGGAGAAGAUGGGGUACCAAUAGAGUUCAUAAUAGGAAUUCCUAGAGUAUGGGCUUUAGAGUUACAUAAAAUAAUAAACGGUUUUUGGAAUCAAGGUAAAUUAGGAAAAGGUUGGGAAAAAGCGAGAAUUAUAGCUAUCUAUAAGGAUGGAGACGAAAAUGACACAAAUAACUACAGGGGUAUAUCUUUGCUGGAUACGGGUUACAAAAUUUUAGCUUCACUUUUAGACGAGCGCAUUAGAAACUGGGAGAAAGGUAAACUACACGCCGCAUUUAUUGAUUUUAAAAAAGCUUUCGACACAGUCGAUAGAGAAAUUCUCUUUAGGAAGCUGUCGAACUUAGGAAUAAAAGGAAAAAUGCUCAAAAUGAUCAUGGAAAUAUAUAGAGUAACAUCGAAUGAAGUAGUGACUGAAGAAGGACUUACGGACUCAUUUGAAACAAAUAGAGGAGUAAGGCAAGGAUGUCCUCUUAGUCCUACAUUGUUUAACAUUUUUAUAGAGGACAUGGAUGAAAUUUGGGAAAUUAAGAAAGAGGGUGGCACGGUCAUAGGGAAAGUUAAAAUUUAUUCUUUGAAGUUCGCAGACGAUUUAGUAUUAUUGGCAGAUUUUCCAGAAGGGUUGAGGCAAAUGCUAAAAUCACUAGAAGGGUACGUUACAAAAAAUGGAUUAGAAGUUAAUAUUAAAAAAUCGAAGGUCAUAGUGUUUAGGAAAGGGGGUAAACUAAAGAAAGGGGAAAAAUGGGAAAUAUUCGGAGAAAAACUAGAAAUUGUCAACGAAUACAAAUAUUUAGGCUUUUGGUUCUCUACAAAAGGAUCUCAUGGAAGGCACGUAAAAAAAAUGGCAGGUAAAAUGCAAAAAGCAACAAAUGCUGCUUGGGGCGUCUUAACGAGAGCUAGAAUAGGGGGACUAAAUACAAGACUUUAUAUUAUGGAUAUUUUGUCUAAAUCGGGAGGUUUAUAUGGAGUUGAAAUUUGGGGAUGGGAAAAAUGGGAUACAAUGGAAAAAGCGCAAGGAAGAUUUGUGAAAAUGGCGAUGGGACUGGACAUCAACACCCCAGAUUACAUCUGGAAAAUGGAAUCUGGAAGAGUUAGUCUAGAUGUAGAAGCUAAACGAAGGGUAUUUAAAUAUCUCAAAGAAAUUUUAAACAUGGAAGAAAACAGACUUCCGAGAAUAUGCCUAAAUGAGGAACUAAGAGGCAUUAAAAACAAUUUUCCAUCAGCAUGGGGAGCAAAAGUCCAAAAAGUUCUUAGCGAAGUAGGAGACGGCAGAACAAUUCAAUUAUUGGGUCCAGAAGAAAAUAUGAGAGAGAUUUCCGAAAAUAUAAAAAGAAAUAUAAAAGUCAAAAUGGAUCAGGACAUUCAACAACAGUGGUAUAAAAUUGAUAAGUCUUCAUAUUGCAAAAAUUAUGGGAAAUGGAAAUCUAAAAUAGGGAGAGAAAAUUACUGGGAAAUUAAAGAACUAAGUUUCAAGGACAAGGAACAAUGGGCUCGGAUUAGAUGUGGCAAUGUAGGGAGGGCCGGGAAUAAGGGUUUCACAGAUGUAAGUUGUAGACUCUGUGGAUCAGAAACAGAGAACAUAGAGCAUAUUUGGGUGUGUAAAAAAGCUAGGGAGCUAAUUGAUAAAAAGUGGGUGGAAGAAGUUGAUAAGUGGACCGAUUGCGGCAAAAAUUUAAGCUUGCAAAAAAUUUGGUCAACAAUGUCUGGCAAACCGAUCCUCGCUCUCUGCAGAUACGCAAGAGCCUUUGAAGAUUUAUCAAAAUGUAAACAAAGCGGUUUAUAA